CGGACAAGUGCGUCUUACUCCUGACGCAAACAUCUUUACAUCCUCCAACACAGAGCAGACUUUCUUAUAUCGGCCCCCAUUUUCACCUGAUCACAGCUUUGACUUUGACGACGGAGGGGAGCUGCGCGGACAUUAGAGGCCUCUAAGGAUGGACUCCAUACCUGCUGCACGAGACUCCAGCUCCUCGCCCAGCUCCAAGCAGGAACUUUCCUACCCGAGCGCCAAGAACCUGAAGCCCAACCAGGUGGGAGAGACGGUGCUGUACGGAAUACCCAUCGUGUCUUUAGUAAUAGACGGCCAGGAGAGACUUUGCCUUGCACAAAUAUCUAACACCCUGUUGAAGAAUUACAGCUAUAACGAGAUCCACAACCGUCGCGUGGCGUUGGGCAUCACGUGCGUCCAGUGUACCCCUGUCCAGCUGGAGAUCCUGCGGAGAGCCGGAGCCAUGCCCAUCUCCUCAAGGCGCUGCGGGAUGAUCACAAAGCGCGAGGCCGAGAGACUCUGUAAGUCAUUUCUAGGAGCUCAUUCGCCUCCGAAACUCCCAGAAAAUUUCGCCUUUGAUGUUUCCCACGAGUGCGCGUGGGGGAGUCGAGGUAACUUCAUCCCAGCCAGGUACAACAGCUCCAGGGCCAAGUGCAUCAAGUGCUCCUACUGCAACAUGUACUUUUCUCCUAAUAAAUUCAUUUUUCAUUCUCACCGCACUCCAGAGUCCAAGUACACGCAGCCAGACGCGGCUAACUUUAAUUCUUGGAGGCGACAUCUGAAAUUAUCCGAUAAAAACAGCCCCACUGAUAUUCUACACGCGUGGGAGGAUGUCAAGGCCAUGUUCAAUGGGGGCAGCCGGAAGAGGACCCUGCCAGGUAGUGGGUCAGGUUCCAGCUCUCCGUUAAAACCCCAAGGACCCAACUGUCGCAGAGACUCACCCGAGAUACCCGCGAAAAUCCUCACGUGCGAGGACACCCGGGGAAGCAUGCCGAGCGCGCGCAACUACCCGGUCAUCCCCGUGCCAAGCAAAGGCUUCGGGAUGCUGCAGAAGAUCCCUCCGCCGCUUUUCCCUCAUCCUUACGGCUUCCCAGCGUUCGGUCUGUGCCAGAAGAAAGACGAGAGCAUGAUGGGAGAUCAGAGCAAAGCGGGCCUGCCGGGUGUGCUGUGGCCUGGUACGAAGGACAGCGCCUAUCACUCCUUCCCCGUGUUCUGGCCCACAGCUGCGGGCGCACUGCCCAUCCCUCCGUACCCCCAGACCCAGCACAAGCCCCCUCCAGAGCUGCUGUGCCCCCCUAGACAGACUGACAUGGACAUAUCUGAGCACAGCGACCGGAGUACCAACUCCUCCAAGGACAGCAUAGUGGAGAACGAGCGCUGCUCCAGCACUCAGUCCACCCGGAAUGAAGAUGACAAGUCCGGGGACGAGGCGAGGCCACUGGAGGGGAUGAUGGCCCUCGCGCCCCGGAAGCUCAGCUACGUGUCAGCGUUCAGGCCGGUGAUCAAAGACGCCGACUGUAUCGCCAAACUGUACGGAAACAGAAGCGCUUAUAUCGGCUCCCGCACCGGCUACUUAUCACCUGACUUUUUGAGCGAGAGCUCGAGCUACCGGUCCAUGUCCCCGUGCGUGGACAGCGAAGGGGAGCCGGACGUGGACGUGGAGACGAAUAAAACAGCAGAUGAGGAGCAGGAGGAGGACACCCGGCCUCUGUCCUCCUCGGUGUGUCCGCGGACUCCUCCAGGCCAGACUCACAGUGUUUCCCCAACAGGGUCAGAGUCGACGGGGCUGCUCGAGAGCGGAGGAGUGGAGCCCCAGAAACUGAGCGUGCACGUGGGCCAGUCUGACAGAGAGCUGCACAGCAAGCAGCUGACAGAGAGCCACAUAGCUGCGACUUUCACGGAAGUGUUCACACCGGAGCGAGCUGAGCUGCAACAAAGGAGCAGUCCAUAUCAGUUCAGACCUGCAAAUUACCACCCUGCUGCUCUCACUACACACGAUGAGAGCUCGAGUAAAGAGGAGCCGUCUUCCACAGUGGAGGAGAUCGAAACCAAAUCUUUGAACGAACAAAGCAGCGAGGAGAGCCCGCGUGAGCCGGAGGACGGCGAAGACGCGCCAAUUAGAUCUCAGCCAGCACAAAGAGCCAUAGAAAGUCUAGCAAAAGAGGAACUACAGAAACAGCUGUUGGAACAAGUGGAGCUAAGGAAAAAGCUGGAACGUGAAUUUCAGCACCUUAAAGAUAAUUUCCAGGAUCAGAUGAAGAGGGAGCUGUCCUACAGGGAGGAGAUGGUUCAGCAGCUUCAUAUCGUCAGAGAAGCUCACGACGCUUUACACCAUUUCUCCUGUAAGAUGUUGACUCCUCGCCACUGCAGCGGCUCUUGCUCCUUCAAGUCUCCUCUGCUCCCUCCCUGA
Messenger RNA from Cheilinus undulatus (humphead wrasse), 2392 nucleotides. It is a transcript of the gene skor1b, whose product is annotated as SKI family transcriptional corepressor 1b. The record is from RefSeq and is a predicted model, not a curated record. NCBI's taxonomy places the organism in Eukaryota, Metazoa, Chordata, Actinopteri, Labriformes, Labridae. Gene Ontology annotation, molecular function: DNA-binding transcription factor activity, RNA polymerase II-specific; RNA polymerase II cis-regulatory region sequence-specific DNA binding; SMAD binding. The transcript has 8 exons. Gene Ontology annotation, cellular component: transcription regulator complex; nucleus. Gene Ontology annotation, biological process: negative regulation of transcription by RNA polymerase II; negative regulation of BMP signaling pathway. The coding region runs from base 149 to 2392 and encodes 747 amino acids.